This is a messenger RNA of Cucurbita moschata (crookneck pumpkin), 1909 nucleotides long. Its product is annotated as RNA polymerase sigma factor sigA-like. Gene Ontology annotation, molecular function: DNA-binding transcription factor activity. The coding region runs from base 244 to 1776 and encodes 510 amino acids. The transcript is spliced from 10 exons. Gene Ontology annotation, biological process: DNA-templated transcription initiation; regulation of DNA-templated transcription. Lineage: Eukaryota; Viridiplantae; Streptophyta; Magnoliopsida; Cucurbitales; Cucurbitaceae. The record is from RefSeq and is a predicted model, not a curated record.
UCAUGAAGCCACCAACAACAGCAGCAAACCAUUUGAUCUUGGAUUCAUCGUCACUCUCUCUCUCUAGAGUUGAGGAGUGAAGACUCCAUCGUCUUCCUCCAUUUUCUCCAUUUUCGAGGGCUGUUUGUGGCUCUGGUGAAGCAAAUAGACUUGGAAGUUUUGAUUUGGUGUUCUUUGAUUUUGUGUUCAUCGUGUGAUGAUUAAGAGUUUUGUGCACAAGAAGAAGAGAAGCCAUAUGAUAUUAUGAUGGCAACAACAACUGCAAUAACUGGGCUUGGUGCAGCCAAGAGGCUGUUCAAUUCUUCAUCCUAUUAUUCCGAUUUCACAGAAAAGGUUUUGUAUGCCAAUGACCACAGGAUUGGACAAACCCAGGUUUCCCCUACAAAGAGUGUGGUAAUAACAGCAAGAAGUUCGGCUAACUUUUCUCCGAGAAAUCAGUCGUCGAAUCGGCACGGGCAUUGCAUCAAAGCUGUGAAGGAACAUGUAGAUACACCCUCUUCUCCAACUGCUGAACCAAGGCUUCAUAAUAGCACGAUCUGGGAAGAUGAAGAAACUGAUCUGAAAUGUACUGUGGAGGCUCUUCUUUUGCUGCAAAAGUCUAUGCUGGAGAAGCAAUGGAAUCUGUCUUUCGAUCAAACCGUGUUGGCCGAUGCGCUGAGAGGAAAAACACAGAAGAAAGUACCUGUCACUUGUUCUGGUGUGUCUGCACGACAAAGGAGAAUGAGUUCUAAGAGGAAAAUACAGAGCAAACAUGUUCUUAUGGCUCAGCCAAGAAUCAGCAAACAGUUGAGGCCUACAAUCAAUCCUGAGCUAUUACAAAAUCGAUUAAAGGGGUAUGUGAGAGGUUUAUUAAGUGAAGAGUUGCUUUCUCAUGCUGAAGUUGUACGCCUUUCGAAGAAAAUCAAAGUCGGUCUCGCAUUGGAGGAGCGUAAAACCAGACUAAAGGAAAGAUUAGGAUGUGAGCCCUCUGAAGACCAACUAGCAAUAUCACUCAAGAUUUCUCGUGCCAAAUUACGGUCAAGUGUAAUGGAAUGUUCAUUAGCAAGAGAGAAGCUAGCAAUGAGCAAUGUUCGUUUGGUUAUGUCUAUUGCGCAAAGAUACGACAAAAUGGGGGCUGAAAUGGAUGACUUAGUUCAGGGUGGCUUAAUUGGACUUCUCCGUGGGAUAGAGAAGUUUGAUUCUUCAAAGGGGUUUAAAAUCUCAACCUAUGUUUAUUGGUGGAUACGCCAGGGUGUUUCAAAAGCAUUAGUUGAGAAUUCAAGAAUGCUAAGAUUACCGACUCAUAUGCAUGAAAGAUUAGGAUUGAUUCGCAACGCUAAAGUUAGACUGCAAGAGAAAGGAAUCACUCCAUCAAUUGAUAGGAUUGCAGAAUCCUUAAACAUGUCCAAAAAGAAAGUCAAGAACGCCACAGAGGCAAUAAGCAAGGUGUUCUCGCUAGACCGAGAGGCAUUUCCUUCAUUAAAUGGUCUUCCAGGCGAAACUCAUCAUAGUUAUAUUGCAGAUAACUGCCUCGAGAACAACCCAUGGCAUGGAACAGACAUAUGGGUUCUGAAGGCUGAGGUUAACAAUCUCAUAACUACGACACUUGGGGACCGAGAAAGAGAGAUCAUACGCCUAUACCACGGUCUGGAUAACGAGUGUCUGACAUGGGAGGAAAUAAGCAAACGCAUAGGGUUGUCCAGAGAAAGAGUAAGACAAAUUGGACUAGUGGCGUUGGAGAAACUAAAGAAGGCAGCCAAGACAAGGAAGAUGGAAGCCAUGUUGCUUAAACACUAAUUUGUUAAGAACAUAUAAUUACAAUAGAGACCAUCCAUUGUCUAUUGUGUAUAUAUAUAGAAAGAGAUUUUGCUCUUGAUUGAUGUUGCCAUCUACUAAAUGUGAAUAAUUUUUUUGCGAAAUUUGAUUUUGA